Molecule: messenger RNA, 618 nt
Organism: Ilex paraguariensis (yerba mate)
Lineage: Eukaryota; Viridiplantae; Streptophyta; Magnoliopsida; Aquifoliales; Aquifoliaceae
Source: the annotation of a GenBank genome assembly
AUGGAAACCGCUUCAUGUCCAGUUCUGAACCCCCUUCGCUUUUCCAGCAUCACCAACAAUAAUAGCAGAUUGUGUGAUAUUGUGAGGACCCAUUUGCAUUUUCUACCUUCAUUUUCUCCCACUUUCCCGAGGAAGUUGAAUUUUUGCGGCAAAAGUUUGCAGUUCAAUCGGUUCACUGUGUUGAGCUCACCGUCCAGUCAUUUGCAUCAAAACCCAUCUCAAGAACUUGCUGUUCUUCUUGAAGUUGAAGGGGUACUAAUGGAUGUGUAUCGCUUGGGCAAUCGGCAAGCCUUCAAUGUAGCAUUUCAAAAGCUUGGACUGGACUGUGCGAAGUGGACUGAACCAAUCUAUUUAGACCUUCUAAGGAAGAGCGGUGGUGAUGAGGAAAGGAUGUUGGUCUUGUAUUUUAACCAGAUUGGUUGGCCUACGUCACUGCCCACAGCUGAGAAGGGUUCGUUCAUGAAAAGUGUUCUGCGAGAAAAGGUACAUAUUCGAACAAUUGAAAAGGAAUGUAGGAAGGACGAUGUCACAUUAAAUUUUACUCACGUCUGCUUGAAAUGGAGUGAAAUUGAUUUAGUAGAAAAGGAAGAACCUCCCCCUUCUCAACUUUCCAUAUAA